CUUUGCAUGUUGUUUUUUACGCAUAUCAACUCAAAUUAAUAGUUAAAAUGUGGUAAGAUGGCACUGUUUAUAAAACGCCUAUACAGAAAGGUAAUUAAAUAAUGAAGAUUAACGAAGAAUAUUGUUUUGAACAAAAUAAUAUGAACAUACAAGUAAAUAGAAACCUGUAAAUCCAAAACAUAAUACGUAAAAUGCAUUCUAUUGUAAGAGGCUUUUUGUAUAAAAUUCUUUGUCCAUAUAGGCUAACCCAAAGUACCUUCCUUUAAAUGAAUAAUGAUGUGUUCUCUUUGUUUUGUUUUCUGAAACCAAAAUGCCCAACAUAUAUUAAGUACUUUUUAAAGAUAUUCUUAAUAUUUUUGUGAGCUGAUUUUCAUUGCGAUUCUGCAGCAGCAGUUUAUUGCCUGUCCCCAGACGCAAUUUGUUUUGUGCGUCAUUAAUCCCGAUCUUGCGACCUGCGCGUGCUCUCCGCAGCCUUUCUGCUUUGUGGUCCGGAAGAAUUGCUCUCCACGCUGGUGAAUGACCUUUGCAAAGCAUGAAUGUCAUGCUGCAACAUGUGUCACAGCUCAUCCGCAUAACUGGCGACUCUGUAAAACAUAUCUGUAAAUUCAGGGAAUUGGAUGAGAUAGUUUUAGUGUUAUUCUCAAUGUCAGUCCCCAGCGCAUUUAGCCCAACUGAUUAAAAAUGGGAGGAGGAGCUCUUAGACUAUUGGAUGGAAUACAGGGGUUAGAAUUUCCCCCUGCCACAAGAUCCCUCUUCUGAUAGACUCCAUCUCUAGGUCUCACAAUGGCAUAUUCACAGUUUUACUAAGCUGUUUUUUAUUUUUCAUUCUUAUCCUUGUUAAUUUAGACAACAGCACUGCAAUGAUCUUAAGAAAACUUUGAAAACAGGAUCUUUAGGAAAACGGUGCAGGAAUGCCAAACACUGGCAGCACAUUGCAUUAUAUUACACCCAGGCAGCAUGUGGUCAGGCUUUCAUAAACAAUGAAAUGCCUGGGAUCUGGAAGAAGAUCACGUUUUCCUUCGCCUCUCUGCUCAACAUUGCCUCAGUUGUUCUGACAGUCGUGGCACUUUCUACUGAGAAGUGGGUAAUUGGGAGAAUCCUAUGCCAGACUGGUGCUGAUCUGGUCAACGCGUCUGAUCCUGAACUGGACAAGUUUAUCGGUGACAUAUAUUUUGGGCUGUUCCAAGGGGGCAAAAUAUGGAAAUGUGGUCUGGGAAGCAGACGGUCCAAAAUCUACAUAUUCCCGAGGCUUGUGAAGAAGCUGAAUGGUGGCCUUCACAUGAUUAUCAUCUUAUUCCUUUUUGUUGCCAUUGGUUUUUCAUUUGUAAGUUUAGCAUUCUGCAUUUAUAAUGCACGAAAAAUUCCAUAUCAGUCUAUUAAAGGGCCUCCAGGACUAUACUUGUGGAAUUUUAUUGCAGGUGCCUUUGGAAUGUUCGGCAUCGUCUGCUUCAUCGCAGCUGUAAACCAGCACCGUCUCACGGAGAGAGUGGCGAACUUCAAGGAGGACAUCUUUCGAUUCGUUGUUCUGGAGGAAGAAUACGACUUCUCAUUCUGGCUGUGUGUGGCCAGCACUGCAACUCACGGGACAAAUUUUAUUGUUGUAGCCAUGAGUAAAAUCCACUUUCCAAAAAUACAAACUAAGAAGCCAGAUGAACCAAGCGUCACAGCUGAAGACUUCCUAUACUGAGAGUGGAUAUAAGCACAAAUAAGAAGAGUGGACUAGGAAAAGCAAGCACAAGCUCAUGGGAAUCAGUAGUAUUCUGAUUUUAUUAGAUACAUUUCUGUGUAUACGUUACAGGCCAGAAGCCCCCCCCCCAGAUUUAAAAAAUAAAAUAAACAAUACACUGCUUUGUUAAACUUUCAUUACAAGAAAAUGUCAGAAAUACUUAAAACAAAUGUAACUGACUGUUAUUCAUUAUUUUAUAGCUUGUAGUAACAAAUUAUUUAGCUACAAAGGCUGAAAGUAUUGGUUUUGAAGACAUAUCAGGUCUGUCUUUAGUGCAUUGACAUUCACUUUGUGUUGGAAUUCUACUUACUAAUGUCCGAACUUGAUCUGCUCUUGGCCUGAUUGUGUCUUAAUAAACUAAACGAUAGCCACUUG
Paramormyrops kingsleyae is the source of this 2101-nucleotide messenger RNA. RefSeq names its product clarin 2 (gene clrn2). NCBI's taxonomy places the organism in Eukaryota, Metazoa, Chordata, Actinopteri, Osteoglossiformes, Mormyridae. The record is from RefSeq and is a predicted model, not a curated record.